Candida tropicalis MYA-3404 is the source of this 1653-nucleotide messenger RNA. RefSeq lists its product as uncharacterized. Gene Ontology annotation, molecular function: transmembrane transporter activity. NCBI's taxonomy places the organism in Eukaryota, Fungi, Ascomycota, Pichiomycetes, Serinales, Debaryomycetaceae. The transcript has a single exon. The record is from RefSeq and is a predicted model, not a curated record. Gene Ontology annotation, cellular component: fungal-type vacuole. Gene Ontology annotation, biological process: transmembrane transport. Bases 1 to 1653 code for a protein of 550 amino acids.
AUGAGUGACAAUUCCGAGGUUGUUGAAAUCAAUCAUUAUGAGAUGGUACCCGGUACUGUUCAAUUAAUUGAUAUAACAGGAACAUUAGAUGUUCAAAAAAAUGGAGAUGAUUCAAAUAUUAUUUUACAACCACAACCUUCUUCUAAUCCAAAUGAUCCACUUCGUUUUAGUACGCGUAAAAGAAGACUUCAGUUUUUGUUAUUAUUCGUAUGGUGUGUUUUACAAAGUGCCACGUCUAAUUUCACAGGACCUUUGUAUGACGCAUUUGUUGAAGAUUUACACGUUACUUAUGACCAAAUUAAUGAUACUGCUGCGUUAUGUUUUACUGGGUUAGGUGUGGGUGUAGCUAUUGUGCAACCUUGUGCUGCUAAAUUUGGACAGCGUGUGGUUUAUUUAUCUUGUACAUUAAUUGCAAUCAUUGCUUGUAUUGUUGGAGGAACUGCAAAAGGAUUAACCCUGUUGUAUAUAUUUAAUUUAUUAUGUGGAUUUGGUGCUGCUCCUGUUGAUUCUCUUGCUGAAGUUACUGCUACAAACUUGCAUUUUCAACAUGAAAGAAGUAUGGCUGUUGCUAUGAUCAUCAUGGCUUUGUAUGUUGGUUGUUAUGGAGGUCCAAUUAUUGCUGGGUAUAUUACAGAGAACCUUGGGUGGAGAUGGUGUUAUCAUAUUCAAAUCAUCUUAUACUGUGCUUUGUUUGUUGUGAUGUUUUUCCUGUUUGAAGAAACUACCUUCAAGAGAGAUACUGAGAAGGAAGACGAGUUUGAAGAAAAGAUACUUCAUCAAGUACAAUCAAUGCAAUCCAAAGAGUUUGAUCCAUCUGCAACCAUACAAGAGAAACUAUAUGAAAAGGAUUGUGUAGAGGAAAUUUCUACAUCUUCCGCUACAAAGAAAACCUAUUGGCAAAGAAUGAAAUUAAUUCAAACUGAACAAGCAGAUACUAGAUCCUGGUUGCAUAUUUUCAUUAGACCAAUAUUUUUGAUCUAUUUCCCAGCAGUAAUUUGGGCAAGUGUAUGUUAUGGUGCACAAAUGAUGUGGUUGAGUUUAAUGGCAAAUACCCAAACAUUAUUCUAUGCCAGUGAACCAUACAACAUGUCUGCAGACAAGGUUGGAUUAACCAAUUUAUCACCUUUGAUAGGUGUUAUUUUCGGUAUGCUUUAUGGUGGUCAAUUUGUUGAUUGGUUUUCUAUUCAAAAAGCAAAACGCAAUAGUGGUAUUCUGGAACCGGAGCAUAAAUUAUGGACCAUGGCUAUUCCAUUAGUUACUAAUGCAGCUGGUUUGAUCGCUUAUGGAUUUGGUCCUUAUUAUAAAGCCCACUGGGCUAUCUCUGUUAUCGUAGGUCAAGGAUUACUUGGAUUUUCCAUGGCUGCAACUGGUUCUUUAUGUUUGUCUUAUGGUGCUUUUGAUUGUUAUCAUAAAUUAGCAGGUGAAAGUGUUGUCUUGAUUUUAUUUAUUAGAAACAUGAUUGGUAUGAUCUUUUGUUUUGUUUGUCAGCCUUGGAUUAAUAGCGGAAUUAUCUCAACUACAGUAACAAUGUGUGCUUUAUCAGUUGUCAUUAAUGGAGCUGUCAUUGUAUUCUUGGCUUAUGGUAAGACUUUCCGUAGAUGGACAGCAGAUCCAUAUUCAAGAUAUAGCGAUCCAAACUAUGGUCGUAUUUAG